UCAAUGAGUUGAUUUAUACCUAUCAACAGUUACUAAAUUUAGAUAUAAAUCCGUCUUCGUUGAAAAAGCAAGGAACUGUUCGAGAUUCAAGUCGCUGGGAAAAACCCAAUGAAUAUCUUUAACAAGCUGGUAAGACGUUCUGGCUGUGUACGUGCAUAAAGGUCAACCGCGCUAACUCGGGGGAUAUCAAAAUUUCUUCACAAAACGAGUUGAACGCAAAUUACCGCCGACGAGUUUAAUUGCAUCCAGUGUUUUCUAAUCGCUUGUGAGGAAGGCACUGCAGUUGCUGAUGUACCAACAACAACAUGGAUUUGAAGAGAAAGUUACCGAUUUUCAUCUGGGCGACGGUGAUUUUUUGCAUUAAGGCCCAAAGUAUCAGCGACUCGUCGAAUGCGUUUGCAAUCGAUUUACUAGCGGCUACCAGUAAAGAACCGAGAAGUCCACGGAACUUAGCACUGUCUCCGUACACAGUGUGGACACUUCUCUCGAUCAUCGAUGAAGGAGCAAAGGACAAAACGGCCAAACAGAUGGAAAGCGUCCUCAGGAUACCAAGCUUUCCCGACAAGGCUAUGUUUAGGAACAGCUUCAAAAAUUUGUCGGCCCUUUUAUCGGAAAAAGACGACGGGGUGAACCUAGACAUCUACAACGCUAUUUUUACCACAAAAGCCCAGGAACUGAAAACCGACUUCCGCGACAUUGCCCACAAAGAUUACGGAGUCAAAAUAGAACCCACCGAUUUUUCAGACACCAGAACCGCGAGCGAUAGAAUCAACAAGUACGUGGCUAGCGCGACAAAAAACCGAAUACGAAAUUUUAUACGCCCAGACGAUGUUUUUGACGCUGAAAUUUUCAUCGUCAGUGCCAUGUAUUUCAAAGGCACGUGGAUGAAACCCUUCAAUAGGUCUGAAACGCGCCGUGACACUUUCUACGACGAGAAACAGAACAAACUUGGGGAGGUCGACAUGAUGUCGCAGAUGGGCUUCUUCCCCUAUUCGAGACUCGAGUGGAUCAGGGGCUACGCCAUAGAGUUACCCUACGGAAAGGGCGACAAAAUGUCAAUGAUUGUGAUUUUGCCGUACAAAGAUCAGACGCUUGCGAACAUGCUCAAUUUAAUGGCCGAGCAUCCGUUCAGCAGGAUCAUCGACCGGCUCAACAAAGCCAAGGAGGAUUUUGAAGGCGAGGAUGUCAAAGUGUAUUUGCCACGUUUUACCGUCAAGUCGGACUUGACACUGAACACAGUACUUGAAAAGAUGGGAAUGCCGGACGUGUUCGACGCCAGUCAGGCGAACCUCCUCGGCAUGUUCCCCCACUAUUUGUACAUUUCUCGACUGCUCCAAAGGGCGGAAAUACAAGUAAACGAAGAAGGAACUGUGGCAACCGCAGCUUCUGGUGCGUCAGCUGUGAAUAAAGCCCCUCCUCCGAAAUUUGUAGCUAACAAACCCUUCUUGUACUUCAUUGUGAACAAGCCGGCGAAAAGUAUCGUGUUUGCGGGAAAGGUGAGCGUCCCCCCAUGAAAUAAAAAACGAAAUGUUGAUUCCUUUAUAUUGGUAUAAAAUAUAAAUCACAGUAUAGACUUCAGUUCAUGUUUCAAAUACGGAAAAUGUGAUUUAAAUUAUUGUAAAAUAUACUCUUUAUAGUUU
Molecule: messenger RNA, 1640 nt
Organism: Tribolium castaneum (red flour beetle)
Lineage: Eukaryota; Metazoa; Arthropoda; Insecta; Coleoptera; Tenebrionidae
Product: serine protease inhibitor 77Ba
Exons: 9
Coding region: 306-1514 (402 amino acids)
Molecular function (GO): serine-type endopeptidase inhibitor activity
Source: RefSeq, a predicted model, not a curated record